AUGGCAUCAUCUCUUACCACUUUACCUUUCUUCAUAUCACACCAAACAUCUCGAAUUCAAAAACCUAGAUUUUCCUUGGAGAAUCCUGUUUCAGUUUCUAAAACACCACUUGAAAAGACACCGUUUUUAGGGAAGAGUUUGAAUUUACAAGCGGGGAGUUUCGGCGGUAAUUUUGGGAAAAACCAUGUCCGUAUUUCUCCGAUUCAAGCAAUAGUGAAGAGGAGGAAAGAGCUUCCUUUCGACAACGUGAUUCAAAGAGACAAGAAGCUGAAACUAGUUAUGAAAAUCAGAAAAAUCUUACUGACUCAACCCGAUAGAGUUAUGCAACUUCGUGAUUUAGGUAGGUUUAGAAAAGCAUUAGGGCUUCAAAAACGCAGACGCUUCAUCGCACUUUUGAGAAAGUUUCCUGGUGUAUUUGAGAUCGAAGAAGAAGGGGUUUACUCCCUCAGAUUCAAACUAACACCUGAAGCCGAAAGAUUGUAUCUUGAAGAAAUGAAGGUCAGAAACGAAAUGGAAGAUCUAUUAGUUGUUAAACUAAGAAAACUACUAAUGAUGUCAUUAGACAAACGAAUCCUUGUAGAAAAGAUAGCUCAUUUGAAGAACGAUCUUGGCCUUCCAUUAGAGUUCCGUGACACAAUCUGUCAAAGGUACCCACAGUACUUUAGGGUUGUAAGAACCGAUAGAGGCCCAUCUUUAGAGCUAACACAUUGGGACCCUGAACUCGCAGUCUCAUUUCAAGAGCUUGAAGAAGAAGAUAAACUAGCAAAAGAAGCAGAAAAGAGAGAUUUAAUCAUUGAUAGACCACCAAAGUUCAACAGAGUGAGACUUCCAAAGGGUCUUCAACUUUCAAAAGGUGAAAUGAGACGUAUUUCUCAAUUUAGAGACAUGCCUUUCAUCUCACCUUAUUCAGAUUUUUCCUCAUUAAGACCUGGUAGUGCUGAAAAAGAAAAACACGCUUGUGCUGUUGUACACGAGAUAUUGAGUCUUACAGUUGAAAAAAGAACUUUAGUUGACCAUUUGACUCAUUUUCGUGAAGAGUUUAGAUUCAGUCAACAACUUAGAGGGAUGCUUAUAAGACACCCUGAUAUGUUUUAUGUGUCUUUAAAAGGAGACCGUGAUUCUGUGUUUUUAAGAGACGCAUAUCGUGAUUCACAAUUGGUUGAUAAAAAUCGGUUGUUGAUUAUUAAAGAGAAGCUUCGUGCUUUGGUUUCUGUUCAGAGGUUUAGAGGGCGUGUGGUGAAAAGUGAUGAGAGUGGUGGUGAUGAAGAGGAUGAGGUGGAAGAAGAGGAUUGGUCGGAUCUUGAUGAGUUGGUGAGUAAUGAAAUGGAUGAUGAUGAUGAUGAUGAUGAUAUGCCUCCUGAUUUUGAUGAAGAUGAUGAAAAUGUGAAAAUGAAUCAAAGGAAAGAAGCAAAUCAAGAUGAAGAAAAAGUUCAUGAUCCUGUGUUUCCAGAUGGAAAGCCAAGAGAAAGAUGGUAA
Lactuca saligna is the source of this 1476-nucleotide messenger RNA. NCBI's taxonomy places the organism in Eukaryota, Viridiplantae, Streptophyta, Magnoliopsida, Asterales, Asteraceae. The record is from the annotation of a GenBank genome assembly.